AGAAGAUCUCGUGCUUUCAACAGCUUCAAGGUCCGAGCAAAGCACACUAUCACCUGUUUGCUCUCUCUGUUCAUUCCUACAGCUCAUUUGCUGCGAGUUUGGCGAGCACUCAGCCGACUGCAGCGACAUUUGAUUGUGGCAAGCAAGAGGAAGGUCUGGGCCGAGAACUGUGCAUCUAAACUCCCUUAAUUCGAGCCCGCACGCGAGCACAUCUUCCCGUUCUUGCUUGCAGAUCCACGUACGUCACGACUUGAACUUUGACUUCUUUCGACUUGUGCAACACAACAUAGCAGCUCAACUGCUAUCAACGCCAUUGCAGCGGACAAAUUCAUCAGAGAAGAGGGCAACAUAAUCGUUACCCUAGACUCUGCGGCAGACCUCACAAUGUCCGACGAUCCAUCUACAUCGGCCGGGCCAUCACCCCUCUCCGCCACCACUAUCCCAUCCAGCUUCGAUUCGUCGCCUGAAUUCUUCGAGGAAUCCCGCUUUCAAAAGCUCUGGCGCAAAAUACGUCAAGAACCGCUAAUCCCCCUGGGCUGCGUGGCGACAUGCUACGCCCUGUAUAUGGCGACCAAAUCCAUCCGCGCAGGCGACCAUCAUCAAACUAACCGGAUGUUCCGCGCCAGAAUCUACGCGCAGGGUUUCACGUUGCUGGCUGUCGUGGCGGGCAGUAUCUUUUACAAGGAUGAGAGGAUGAGGAGGAAGGAGUUCGAGUCGAAACUGGAGGAGAAGAAGACCGCGGAGAAGAGGGAGAAGUGGUUGGCGGAGCUCGAGGCCAGGGACCAGGAAGAUAAGGAGUGGAGGGAAAAGAUCGAGAAGGCGAGUCGAAUCGCGAAAGAUACGAGCGAGGAUAUCAGGGACAAGGCGGACAAAAUGAUUGAAGGUGGAAACGAGGGGCUGCAGAAGGCCCAGGAACAAUUGACCUCCCCCGAAGCGGCUGGAGCAGGAGACAAGAAGAAGAGCGGUUGGGCUAUCUGGAAUAAGAGCGUGCUGGAGGAAGUGAAUGAAGAUGGGUGGGGUCCCGGUAUGUGGGCGAAGAGAACAAGGGAUGCUUGGAAGAGGCUUUGAGGCCGUCAUCCGAUGUGUUCGGGCAAGCGGUUCUGGAUGAGAGUUCACAACAUGUCGCCACUCUUCUUUUGACAGGUUCAUUGUAAAAAGUGAAACAUAUCUGCGGGGUAUAACUAUGAACAAGAUCUUCAAGUUGCAAUGCCUGCACCCUUGGCUC
Messenger RNA from Cladophialophora immunda, 1225 nucleotides. RefSeq lists its product as uncharacterized. The record is from RefSeq and is a predicted model, not a curated record. The coding region runs from base 385 to 1068 and encodes 227 amino acids. The transcript has a single exon. Gene Ontology annotation, biological process: mitochondrial respirasome assembly. Lineage: Eukaryota; Fungi; Ascomycota; Eurotiomycetes; Chaetothyriales; Herpotrichiellaceae. Gene Ontology annotation, cellular component: mitochondrion.